UCUUGUCCGAUUCUCAUUAGGGCUAGAGUCGCUCUCGCUCGAACCGCCGGUUGGUGAAGCAUUUUGGCUUUUGGUGUCCUGCAGUUUCCCCGAGAUUCAGAGGUGUAUUGAAGUGAAUGGUUUUAACCGAAGAGGAACAUUAUUUGUGCCAGAAGACUUCAAAUACUUCGCUUCAUGUGACCGCAUAUAUUGACAAUGAAGCCAUCAACGAAAGAAGUGGAGGUUGUUGGAAGACGUCGUUACCAGUGGCGACAGGCUGAACUUCUCACGUUGUGGCCCGCUACGCCAAGGCCUCAUGAAGCGUUGCCCUUCGCCAUGGAUCUUCUUCGAUUCCUCUCAAUGACAGCACCGCUAUUUAUGGGUGAAUGCAUUGUCCUCAACUCCGCCACAUAUCAUGUUUCGGUGCCAUCUAAAGCCGUCUGUAGAUGCCAACGUUUCGGAGAAUAUACUGUCUUCAUCUUCAGAGCCGAAAUGGCGUUGCUGCAGUAUUGCGGAGACAACUCCAGGUCCCACCUCUUCAUUCCCAACGAUAUAUCACUGUUCAGCGCGUCACAGAGGACCGUAGGACCGGGGUCAACUUCGGCAUGGCGUCCAAGAUUUGAGUGAAGGUGGUAAAGUUUAGCCAGUGUCUGAGCCCUACCACAUGAAAGUUUACAAAUCGUGUCCAAUACUUGAGAUAUAUUCAUUGGUUAGAGUACUGAUCUGGUAGUGCAUUCAGAUGGUCACUGGUUCGGUCCGAAGCUUUGAUAUUUAUCUGCUAGACCGCACGGCAUCAUAAGUUGUCUUCAGUUUUACCGAUAAUGACGUUUCUUAAAAAUUAUGUCUACUGUUUGAGCCCUCGAAUUUUAUAUUUUAAUUACGAAACAUUUAAUACUGGGUGACUCCAAGUAUGAUUCACGGCUUACGAAGUGGCUUGUCUACGAGUUCUCUUUUUUAUAUACUGCUAAACAUCAUGCCACCUUUGCUACACAAUUUUCACCGGCGGCUGAGGUUUGCGAUAGCCCAUAAUAACCCUGUAUUCUAUCUUUGACUAGGCUCUUGGCUGGUUUUAGCGUAAAAAAUAAUUUCUUAAAUUAA
Molecule: messenger RNA, 1077 nt
Organism: Zootermopsis nevadensis
Lineage: Eukaryota; Metazoa; Arthropoda; Insecta; Blattodea; Termopsidae
Source: RefSeq, a predicted model, not a curated record